Messenger RNA from Purpureocillium lilacinum, 357 nucleotides. RefSeq names its product ubiquitin-like protein atg8. Gene Ontology annotation, molecular function: phosphatidylethanolamine binding. Lineage: Eukaryota; Fungi; Ascomycota; Sordariomycetes; Hypocreales; Ophiocordycipitaceae. Gene Ontology annotation, cellular component: cytosol; autophagosome; fungal-type vacuole membrane. The record is from RefSeq and is a predicted model, not a curated record. Gene Ontology annotation, biological process: macroautophagy; cellular response to nitrogen starvation.
AUGCGCAGCAAGUUCAAGGACGAGCACCCUUUCGAGAAGCGCAAGGCUGAGGCCGAGCGCAUUCGACAGAAGUAUGCGGACCGCAUCCCAGUCAUCUGCGAAAAGGUCGAGAAGAGCGACAUCGCCACCAUCGACAAGAAGAAGUACCUGGUGCCGUCCGACUUGACGGUUGGCCAGUUCGUCUACGUCAUCCGCAAGAGGAUCAAGCUGUCUCCCGAGAAGGCCAUCUUCAUCUUCGUCGAUGAAGUCCUCCCUCCGACAGCUGCCUUGAUGAGCAGCAUCUACGAGGAGCACAAGGACGAAGACGGGUUCCUCUACAUCACCUACUCGGGCGAGAACACGUUCGGCUCGGCUUAG